Molecule: messenger RNA, 887 nt
Organism: Xyrichtys novacula (pearly razorfish)
Lineage: Eukaryota; Metazoa; Chordata; Actinopteri; Labriformes; Labridae
Source: the annotation of a GenBank genome assembly
AUGGGGCUCACCCUAGAAGGGAUGACACCCAUCGGCCCUACCGACCUGACAACAGGGGGUGGAGAGACCGAUCAGAUCGUUAUGGCCCACGCCGAGAACGAAACUCCGAGCGACCUUACCCGCAGUCUCAGUCAGCACUUUCUGACGAAGAGAUGGGUACAAAGGCCAAAUCAGACCCUCCCCAGAAGGGUACUGGAUCUAAAGGUGGAUCUAAGGGUGAAUCAAAGUCCUCUGAUCUGACAGAGGAAGAACGCAAACUCCUUAGACAAAUAAUCCGUAGAAUACAGAGAAAAGGAGAUAAGAAAGCAGAUCUCUUCUCUGUCGCUGUCGCCGUCGUCCAGGAUGACACUUCUGAGCCAAACAUGAUGCCUGUCCAGCAGACUGCAGUUCAGGAGGACAUGUGUAUGUCCUUACAGGAGUAGGUGACACCUUCACCAGCUGACACUCCUGUCGAUCUUGAACCUCAGGACAACACAUCACAAGAAACGACAUCUACCAGCGCCGUCUUGGUAGUACAGGCGAACUCCGCAGAGGAGCCAGCCGAAGAAGACUCCUCACUUAUUCGGCUUGAACCACCUUUCCUCCAAUUCUUGUGCAACCUCACUGAGAAAGGCAUCUCACAGAAGUUUUAUGUUAAUACCGUCCUUGAAAAUGAACUUCAACACGAAGCACUCUUAGACACUGCUGCUGACAUCACUCUGAUGUCCUCCACGCUCUUUAACCGCUUGCGCAAUAUGGUGCAGCAGUCCAGCAGGGACAUCAAGCUGCAGCCCUGCGCCAUGGAGAUUCGGCCGUACUCCACAGACAAUACGACCUUAAAAACAAUGACGAUGUUGAACAUCUCCAUUGGACCAAUGAAAAUCAUGCACCCCUUGUAUACCCCUUGA